This is a messenger RNA of Manihot esculenta (cassava), 459 nucleotides long. Its product is annotated as 14 kDa proline-rich protein DC2.15. The record is from RefSeq and is a predicted model, not a curated record. Bases 108 to 428 code for a protein of 106 amino acids. Lineage: Eukaryota; Viridiplantae; Streptophyta; Magnoliopsida; Malpighiales; Euphorbiaceae. The transcript has a single exon.
GAACACUUACAUGCCUGUUCUUGAUUAAUCUCCGUCUAUAAAAUCCUCGUUCCCCAGCUAAUCCAUUCACCAUUUCCAUCAUAAACCAUCCUUUAAGUCUUUGAGAAAUGGCUUCAAGAGCUGUAGACUCCAUUGCCUUGCUGCUCUCCCUCAACCUUCUCUUCUUCAGCAUGGGGAGCGCUGCGACUUGCCCUGUGGAUGCCCUAAAGUUCAAAGUAUGCGCCAAUGUGUUGGGUCUAAUUAAGAUCCCACCAGAGGCACCUUGCUGCAGCCUCAUUGCCAAUCUUGUUGAUCUUGAAGCUGCUCUUUGUCUUUGCACUGCCAUCAAAGCUAAUGUCUUGGGCAUUAAUCUCAACAUUCCCGUCGACUUGAGCCUGGUGCUCAACAAAUGCGGCAAGAAGGUUCCAGAAGGAUUCCAGUUUCCAUAAGUCCUUUUUGUUUAAUUGAUUGCUUUGUUUG